AGUCUGCAGCUGCCCUCGGAAGUGAACAGUAAAAAGAGAAACAACAAGGACAGACUCUGCCUAGCGAGCUAUAAUGUCCGUUUAAAACAUCUACAGAGGAACAGCUCCCGACAUAUUUGCUUCGCUGCUGUUUCAGAGCUGUGCUAAAACGUUCCACGGCAAGAGUUUUAAAACAUUUCUAGUAAAAGUGUGGUGCACCUGCCUGUCCUCAUGCAGUGAUGGUCAGGGUUAAUAACCGUCCAUGGCAUCAUGCUUAUGUCUCACUUGUGCAUAUGAAGAAGUGGUUGGCACCAAAUGUGCUGCUGCACUAACCUGAGCCUGACUCAUUUGUUCUCUUGAAGAUCAGUGGAGCCCGUUACAAGUGAUGACGGGUCCCUGAGCCUUCUCAGUUUAGGCAGACUUCGGGUUUUCGAGAAGGACGGACGUCAUGGCUGGACAGUGGGAUCCAGUGGACAUAAGCGCUGGGAUUUCUGUGGGUGAUGUCCCAAUGAAUGACCAAAUAUGUGAAGAGACUUGCUAUGGAUCCCUUUCCUCCCAUUCUGUCCUUAGUCAGUCACAGACAAAGGAAAGCGGUGAUCCAGCAUCCGAGGAGGUGCUGGACAGUCUACAGCAAGAAGACUCUGGUUACAUGGAAGCGGUGGAGGAUAAGGAGAAAGCGGAAGAAAGUGGAUAUACAAGAACAAAUGGCAGGAUGGAUCAGCUGGAAGAAGACGAGAAUAGUGUGUUUAAUGAAAUUGAUGAUGAGAAAGGAUGCAGAAAUGGAGCAAAGUUCAACAGCGAGUCUGGCUCUCGGAAUUCUGCAUCAGCGAAGAAAGGAAAGUCCAGAAAAAGUGGAUCAGGCUCAGGGCCAGCUGAGCAGUGUUCGUCAUGGACAUCCCCAUCAUCCCUUUCCUAUAAAUCCUGUCUGUCCUCCUCUGGAUCGAGCAGGCACAAGCAGGUCCGUCGACGGAACCACCACCAUCACAACCAGGGCCGCUUGAGAAGGCAGACCGGCGCCCAGUUGAUGGCAGCGUUCCGGGAUUUCUUAGCGGAGUCAGUCAGCCCGUGGACUAUUUCCUGUAUCCACAUGGUAGUGGACCUCAUUGUGUCUUUGACCCACCGCUGUGGGAUCGCUGUAGAAUCAGGAGCAGUUGCACUUUACGACUUUGGCUCGCUUGUGUUCUUCAAGGUCACGGAUAUCGCCGGAAUGAAGCAGGAUCUAAGACGAAUAGCGGACUGGACCUGGUGCAUGGGUGCGGCUCUUGUGGUUUGGGUUAGUAAGGCCACAAGCAUGGCCCGACGAGGCAUUGUGUCCAGUUUUGGUCUCCUGAGUGUAGCAGUGUGCUUGGGCGCCCGAUUGAUCAAGAGUGUCUUGGAAAGGCUGGGUGGAGAAAGAGGAAGGCGAUGGUGGCUUGCUCUUCAGAACUGCUGGGUGUGGAAGAAAGGGGCCAUGAUUAUUGGAAGGGUUGGAGGAUGGUUCUGUAAGCGCAGCUCCUCAGACGAAACAUCAAAUCCAGAAUCUCCCUACAGAGAUAAGUGUCAGCCUGGACAAGAGCUUGAGAGACUGCUGGCACUGGCGCAGGUCCCUGAAGAUGAGCUGGACCCGUUUAACGUCCUGGGUGUGAACACCCAUGCCACAGAGUCUGAACUUAAGCGGGCCUAUAGACAGCUGGCUGUACAGGUCCAUCCAGACAAGAACAAGCACCCACGUGCUGGCGAGGCUUUCAAAGUCCUUAGAGCUGCAUGGGACAUCGUCAGUAACCCAGAGACAAGACGGGAGUAUGAACUGAAGCGAAUGGCAGCAACAGAGCUAUCCCGAUCAAUGAACGAGUUCCUGACAAAGCUGCAGGAUGACCUGAAAGAAGCCAUGAACACCAUGAUGUGCACCAAAUGUGAAGGCAAGCACAAGCGCUUUGAGAUGGACCGGGAGCCCCAUGAAGCCCGGUUCUGUGCUGAGUGCAAUAAACGACACAGUGCUGAGGAGGGAGACCUGUGGGCAGAGUCCAGCAUGCUGGGCCUGCGGAUCACAUACUUUGCCUUUAUGGAUGGCAAAGUCUAUGACAUAACUGAGUGGGCUGGUUGCCAGCGGAUAGGGAUCUCUCCUGACACACAUCGUGUGCCCUAUCACAUCUCUUUUGGUUCUAAAAGUAACAGUGGCACCAACCGCCAUAGAUCCCCUUCAGACCAUCCGCCAGGUGCAGGCUCACCUGCAGACCUACAGGACUUCUUCAACCGUAUCUUCCAGGGGGGUUCUCCCGGUGAUGCUUCCUCCAACGGUGGGUUCUUCCCCUCAGGAACGCCUCCCCAUCAUCCCUCAGGGGCUGGCACAGGGACUGGUGGACUGUUUUCAGGUCCCCCUCCCCAGCCAGGUUUCUUUAACCCUGGGGCGCAACGAGGAGACCCUAGUGAAUGUUGGACUGAAGGAGGAAAACACCCACGCCGGCGGAAGAAGGCACGCAAGCCUUUCCAGCGCUGAGUGGUGCCAUAGCGUGCUCCGACGACCUUGCAGGAGGAAGACGGACUGCAGCAGAGCGCUGCCACGGCCUGGCCUGACGGACUUGUGCCGGGGCACAAGGACAAAAUGGGUUGGGUUGACCUCAGAAGAAUGUUUCAGUGUUGGUGUGUCGAAUCUUCUCGAUGCCAACAGGAACUAGCUGAAAACUGUGCUCUGUUUGAGAAGGCUGGCGAAGGAAAAGAUCUACAAUUGUAGCCUUUUUGUCGGAUAAUUUUCAAGCCCUUUCUUUUUUAUUUGUGUCUGGAAAGGCACAGCUUGCCCAUGCCACUCGUUCCACAGGUUUAUUGUGUUAAAUGAUUUGCAGAAGUUAAAUUUCCAUGGCCUUUCGUAUGUUUUUGUCAUGCACAGUUAGAUGAUGGCAUGGUUUUUCAUGAUGAAGUUUGCAUAAUUUUUUUGCCAUUCUUUGUAAAAAAUUUUUGCAUCAGUGUUUAUGAUUCUUCUGUCGACCAUGAAUACACCUCAGGGAUGACUAUGGUGCGGUCACAGUUGGUCUGCGGAGAACAGAGAGAAGAAGCUGAUGAUCUGAAAGGCAGUUCAGAAUUUGAAAUAUAAGUGGAAUUUGCACAGAGUACAAUAAUGAUAGUCCACAGCCUUCUGAGGAUGGUCAGGAGGAACGCUACUCUGUCAUUACUCUGCCCAAACUCACAGCAGUUCACUUCUGUUUACACUUGAAUGAAUUUUGAAUUACUUUAUUGUUCUAG
Messenger RNA from Colossoma macropomum (tambaqui), 3195 nucleotides. It is a transcript of the gene dnajc14, whose product is annotated as DnaJ (Hsp40) homolog, subfamily C, member 14. The transcript is spliced from 8 exons. NCBI's taxonomy places the organism in Eukaryota, Metazoa, Chordata, Actinopteri, Characiformes, Serrasalmidae. Gene Ontology annotation, molecular function: dopamine receptor binding. The coding region runs from base 428 to 2455 and encodes 675 amino acids. The record is from RefSeq and is a predicted model, not a curated record.